Molecule: messenger RNA, 2601 nt
Organism: Boleophthalmus pectinirostris (great blue-spotted mudskipper)
Lineage: Eukaryota; Metazoa; Chordata; Actinopteri; Gobiiformes; Gobiidae
Product: adhesion G protein-coupled receptor F5-like
Exons: 7
Coding region: 58-2601 (847 amino acids)
Biological process (GO): cell surface receptor signaling pathway
Cellular component (GO): membrane
Molecular function (GO): transmembrane signaling receptor activity
Source: RefSeq, a predicted model, not a curated record
UCCAGCAUUUUAUCCCAGAUCCAGCAGCUGCUGAUCCAGUCACAGAGUUUGGACCCUAUGAUAUGGAAUAUGGACACACGACUGGAGAUGCUUUUUGAUUAUCUCAAUCAAAAUGUUUCAUAUCUUCAAAAAGAAGAUCAGAUUACGGCUACCACCAUCUUGGCAGUUGUUGACAUCCUUAAAGAGACCUCUGUUGUUAGGACUAAUGUCACUGCUCGACUCAUGAAGAAUGUUCUGAAGACAGUGGAUGUCCUUGUUUCUGAGGAGGCAUUCGGCUCCUGGCACUCUCUGUCUCCAAACAGCGGCUUCAAUGCCACCUCCAACCUCCUGAGGGCACUGGAGGAUCUGUCAGCAUCUUUAGAAGGAGAGAUCUCCAUCUCCACUCCACACAUACAGCUGAAAAAAAGCAGCUUCAACAGACCUUACACAGAAGACCUGAGCCCCACUGUUUAUAUUGAGAUCCCAGGCACACAGAGAGAUCCCAGACAGACAGGUGCCUUCAUCACCACCAUGACCUUCUCCACACUGGGCGCUCUGACGCCCUCCCCUGUCCUCCCAUACUCAGACAACGGUACCAUCAAAACAGACGUGGUCCUGGUCACAGUUCCUUAUCAGCAGAUCCAUGACGUGGAUGUGAGGUUCAAGAUGAAGACCUUCUCUUCAAGUUUGCACCGCUGUGUGCACUGGGACCAUAAGCUGAAGGGAUGGACCGAUAAUGGAUGUUACACUAAAAGAAAAGACGACAGUGUGUUUUGUAACUGCAGUCGCCUCAGCAGUUUCUCAGUUCUGGACACUUACAUUCAUAUACCUUUUAGAGAAUAUGGAUAUAGCACACAUGUUUUAUUAGGAGCCGGAGUAAAUGCAUUCUGCAUUCUGAUAUGCUUCUUACUGGAGGGAUGUUUUUGGAAUUACAUAAGUACAAACCCCACCUCUCUGAUGAGACAUGUGACCAUCAUAAACACGGCCCUCUGCCUGCUGGUGGAAGACUGUAUCCUCAUCUCUUUAUCGUAUGAUUCUCCUCCACUGCUGAUGGCCACCAUCACAGUAGCCUUCACAGCACCACAAGGCCUGUAUGUCACUGAGGACGGCUUGUGUUUACUGGUCAAAGGAAGCUCCAAGACUUUUUUGUACUUGGCUGUACCAGUGCUGACCAUAGUGCUGGCCAACUUUGUGCCGCUCAGUGUGGUUCUGUCCAGAAUAGUCCGCAAUAGCAGAGCGGUUUUCAGGGUGGCUAAUGGCAAACUACUGGUCAUGGCCAGCAGACGGAUCCUCUUGGUGAUCUUAAUGAUGGUUUGGAUGCUGGAGAUACACGUCACCACUCCACAGAAUUUGAGCUCUGCAGAACUGAAGGUGCUUGUUGAAAAGCUCUCUCAAAAUGUUACUUCUCUUCAAAAAGAAGUUCAUAAUUCAGCUUCUACCAUCUUGUCAGUUGUUGACAUUCUUAAAGUGACCUCUGCCGUCAUCACUGAGGUCACGGCUCCAAUCAUGGAGAAUGUUCUGAAGACAGUGGAUGUCCUUGUUUCUGAGGAGGCAUUUGGCUCCUGGCACUCUCUGUCUCCAAACAGCAGCUUCAAUGCCACCUCCAACCUCCUGAGGGCACUGGAGGAUCUGUCAGCAUCUUUAGAAGGAGAGAUCUCCAUCUCCACUCCACACAUACAGCUGAAAAAAAGCAGCUUCAACGGAUCUUACACAGAAGACCUGAGCCCCACUGUUUCUAUUGAGAUCCCAGGCACACAGAGAGAUCCCAGACAGACAGGUGCCUUCAUCACCACCAUGACCUUCUCCACACUGGGCGCUCUGACGCCCUCCCCUGUCCUCCCAUACUCAGACAACGGUACCAUCAACACAGACGUGGUCCUGGUCACAGUUCCCCAGCUGCAGAUCCGUGAAGUGCAUGUGAGGUUCAAGAUGAAGACCUUUUCCACAAGCCAACACCUCUGUGUUCUCUGGAAACAUGAUCUGAGGGGAGGAGUGGGGAGUUGGCACUAUAAGAUAUGUUACACUAAUCAAAUGAAUGAAACUGUGGUUUGUAACUGCAGUCGUCCCGGUGCUUUCUCAGUUCUUAACACUCAUACUCCUAUGUGUAAUUAUGUGAAUGAAUCUUAUUAUUUUGGAGCUGUAGUAAAUGUAUUCUGCAUCCUGAUAUGCCUCCUAGUGGAGGGAUGUUUUUGGAAAUCCAUACGUGCGAACACCACCUGUCUGAUGAGACAUGUGACCAUCAUAAACAUGGCCAUCUGCGAGCUGUUGGAAGACGGCAUCUUCGCCCUUUCAUUUCACAAACCUGACAUCUUUUUAACCUCUUGGAAAUGUUCUUACUUAGUGUAUUUCUGGCACUUUUUUUGUGUUUCCCUUCUCUCCUGGAUGCUCGUCUCGAGCCUGCUUCUUUUCUGCAAAACUUCCUUGACCGUCCCCAACAUGUCCAAUGUUAAAAUGCUCACCAUUGGUUUUGCUGUGGGGUAUGGAGUUCCACUGCUGUUAGCCACGUUCACAAUAGCCACCACAGCACCACAAGGGGAAUAUGUGAUUGUCAAUUUUUACGAUUUGUGUUUACCAAAUUUCUGUAAUGAAAUGACUCUUCUUUCCUUUUUGUCGUACCAGUGA